Cucurbita pepo subsp. pepo (vegetable marrow) is the source of this 1061-nucleotide messenger RNA. It is a transcript of the gene TTN5, whose product is annotated as ADP-ribosylation factor family protein. The record is from RefSeq and is a predicted model, not a curated record. Gene Ontology annotation, molecular function: GTP binding; GTPase activity. NCBI's taxonomy places the organism in Eukaryota, Viridiplantae, Streptophyta, Magnoliopsida, Cucurbitales, Cucurbitaceae.
UCCAAUCAAAUCUGAAAUCUAAAGCCUUCGCUCAUUUGGACCCUCCCGCCUCUUCCUCUUCCUCUUCCUCUUCCUCUUCGUAAUUUCACUCCACACUCAUCUUCCUCCUUCAUCCUUCCUCACCGUCAUGGUUGUCAUCUACACGCUCUGAUUAUACCUUCAAUCUCACUCAAUCACCUAUUCUUGCUGCGACUUUUUUCUCCGGUUUUAGGGAUCCAUUUUGCCUGGGUGCGGGCCCGAAUUCUCUGGAAAUCGGACUGGAAAGAACACCCAUACGAUUCCCCGUCGAUCGCCAAUUUCAUAUCCCUGAGUUGGUUGCUACAGACGACGGAAUUGCGCCGAAUUUCAUCACGUUGAUUUGGUUGGAAUAUUUGCGGUGCGGAGGCGGCGUAGAUAAUGGGGCUGCUUAGUAUCAUUCGUAAAAUUAAAAGGAAGGAGAAGGAAAUGCGCAUACUCAUGGUAGGUCUUGACAACUCUGGGAAAACUACGAUCGUUUUAAAGAUUAACGGGGAGGAUACUAGCGUUAUCAGCCCUACACUUGGCUUCAAUAUCAAGACUAUCAUCUAUCAGAAGUACACACUUAACAUAUGGGAUGUUGGGGGCCAAAAGACUAUAAGAUCCUAUUGGAGGAACUAUUUUGAGCAGACUGAUGGUUUAGUAUGGGUUGUUGACAGUUCUGAUCUUAGAAGAUUGGAUGAUUGCAAAUCAGAACUCGAUAAUCUUUUGAAAGAAGAGAGGCUUUCUGGAGCAUCAUUGCUUAUUCUAGCUAAUAAGCAGGACAUAAAAGGAGCUCUUUCUCCUGAGGAAAUUACUAAAGUGCUGAACUUGGAAGCCAUGGACAAAACCCGGCACUGGAACAUUGUUGGCUGCAGUGCCUUCACUGGUGAGGGGCUGCUGGAGGGGUUCGAUUGGUUGGUCCAAGACAUUGCCUCCAGAAUCUAUGUGCUAGACUAGUACCUUUUCGAUUCCAUUUCUCGUUCCUGUGGAAACUGAUCUAAAUUUUGUUGAACAUGUGUGUUGCUGCCUGCUCUUUCAUGUUAAACGCUCAUCAGUUUUGAAGA